Sphaerodactylus townsendi is the source of this 5386-nucleotide messenger RNA. It is a transcript of the gene DENND4A, whose product is annotated as DENN domain containing 4A. NCBI's taxonomy places the organism in Eukaryota, Metazoa, Chordata, Lepidosauria, Squamata, Sphaerodactylidae. Gene Ontology annotation, cellular component: cytoplasmic vesicle. Gene Ontology annotation, biological process: regulation of Rab protein signal transduction. The record is from RefSeq and is a predicted model, not a curated record.
AUGAUCAAGGCGCGGCAGGAAGCUCUGGAAGAAAGAACUGCUUGGACCAAGCUAUCACCUCACGACAGUUUGCUCCUUAGUCAACCUAUAUCAUCACCUCUACCACUGAGCGGAGGCAAGUUUUCUACUCUCCUACAGAAUCUCGGACCUGAGAAUGCAGUAAAUCUCCUUGUGUUUGCAGUGACUGAACAUAAGAUCCUAAUCCAUUCUUUACGACCUUCUGUUCUAACAAGCGUGACGGAAGCACUUGUCUCUAUGAUAUUUCCUUUCCACUGGCCAUGCCCGUACAUUCCUCUUUGCCCUCUGGCCCUGGCAGAUGUUUUGACGGCACCCUGCCCGUUUAUUGUGGGAAUUGAUUCAAGAUACUUUGAUCUCUAUGACCCUCCACCAGAUGUUAGCUGCGUCGACCUAGAUACGAACACCAUUUCACAACCCGGAGAGAAGAGAAAUAUUGCCUGGAAGAUCUUGCCGAAGAAACCUUGCAAAAACCUGUUGAACACUUUAAAUAACUUGUAUCAGCAGCUAGCAGAACUGCAGCAGAGACCAAGGGGUGACACUUUGAUGGAACUGGCUAUGAAUGACUACGACUUUCAUUCGGGAACGAAGAUGCAUUUGUUAGAUAUGGAGAUCCAGGAGGCGUUCCUCUGUUUCAUGGCCUCACUGCUGAAAGGCUACAGGUCCUACCUAAGGCCUAUUACCCAGGCACCUUCUGAGACAGCGACAGAUGCCAGCUCUCUCUUUGAACUACAAGGAUUCUUAAAAAGUCGCGAUCGUUCGCAUCAGAAGUUUUACACCAUGAUGACGAAGACGCAAAUGUUCAUUCGCUUCAUUGAAGAGUGCUCCUUUGUCAGUGAUAAAGACACAAGCCUGGCGUUUUUCGAUGACUGCGUAAACAAAGUAGAUACGGAUAGGACUGGCGACGUACGGCUUAUAGAACUGGACGAGUCCUACAGAAGUGAGCAUACUGUGUUCAUAACUCCUCCAGAGAUUCCUCAUCUUCCCAAUGGAGAAGAGCUUCCUUCUCAGUACAGCUAUAGUGGGUUUCCUGUGCUGAGGCAAGACUUGUUUGAGCGGCCUGCGGGACUCCUGACAACAAGGAAGAGCAGAAUGCCCUCCAAAGCCAGCAAUCCCAACAGCCCCCUGCCCAUGUUCAGGAGAACAAAGCAGGAAAUCAAGUCAGCCCAUAAGAUCGCCAAGAGGUACUCCUCCAUUCCUCAGAUGUGGUCCAGGUGCCUGCUACGCCACUGCUACGGCCUGUGGUUUAUCUGCCUUCCUGCGUACGUCAAGGUGUGCCAUUCCAAAGUGAGAGCUCUGAGGACUGCUGACUUAAUGCGUUGAGAAAAAAUGCACGCCAAAAAGAUCGAUCCUGAUUGAGGUAAGACUGCUAAGGAUCGCUGGGUGUUGGUGCCUUUUCGGUGAUGCUAUCGGGUGUUAAUGUAGCUCUGUGGACAAUAUGGCUAACCGGGUGCUUUAACGCAGAGGAUCCUUUGAGAAAUGAAAAGUCGCUGCUGACUCCAAAGCGCCAUUACGUAUGGAUACUAUAACAAGGCAGUUUUGGAAAGCACCUGGCCUUCAAGCAAUCGAAGCGGCUACUUCUUGUGGACAAAGAUAAGGAACGUGGUCUUGGGAAUAGCACAGUUCAAAAGAGUGCUAAGGAAGCAACCUACAAAUGGCAUCCACAAAGGCCUCUCUGGGGAGCAUUCAGAUCUCCUGUACAGGCUGUCCAAGGAAGUGGUCAAGCAUCAGAAAGGAACUUCUCAGAAAAACGGAGGAGCCAAGGAAGAAAAGAAAGAGAGUGACUCGAGCUCGCUGUCCGAAGUAGAGAGCGGAAAGGGAAGUGGAGAUUGCCUUCCUGCGUUAAACUACCAGCAUUCCAACAACAUUAAGCGUGCAUCGAGAAUCGUUCGCGUCAAUAGCACAAUUGGCAAAGCUGUGGAUAUAGCAGGAGAUGUUGACACAGAAAGCGCUGCCGGAUUGCUGUUCUCAACUUGUUUUGAGGAUACCAACAAAACGAGAGUUUCUAAAGCAGAACACUUGAGAAACAGGCCCUUGAGCCCAGCUAAAACAGACAACAGACGGACGGUUUGGAGAAACAGGAAUCGCCAUCUGAGCGGAGACGUCCUAUUAGAACUCAUGAAAAACCGAAUCAACCAAGAAACAAGUCCUGGCGAAGUUGUCCGAAAACUCGGCACGGAUGCCAAAAUCUUUUCUAAAGUGUUUGAGAAGAGAAUCAGGCCGAAAACGCUCAACAUCAGGCCAUCUUCCUCGGGUCCCAGUAAGAAAGGAGGCGUGGACAAGGAAUCCAGCGACGAGGACGUGCCCUUUGAGGACAGUUUCACAGACAAAAUUGAGUCUCCGGUUAUAUUUGAUUUAGAAGACCUGGACGAUGAGCUUGUCUUGACAAAAACCGUUAAGCUGCCGAACAGAAGGCCCAGGAGCAUUCGGCGAGCAAUCAGCUUCCCAGUCAAGCCUGCCGAGAAAACAGACGUUGAAACUGGAUUCGAUCCGCUCUCCUUGCUGGCGGCUGAGACGAAACCGCAGCCAGAGGGUGUGGAGGAUGCCGAUGAGAAAAAUGUCUCAACCCCCUCCACCAGGCGAGACCUAGCCGAAGAAAUAGAAAUGUAUAUGAACAAUAUGAGCAGUCCCUUGACGAGCCGCUCGCCGAGCAUAGACUUGCAAAAAGCCUACGAUGACAAGAACGCCCACAAAAUCAGUCCAACUCUGACAAAGUCUGGCCGGAGGUCAAGCCUCCCUCCGAACUCCCCCAGGCCUGUGAGCCUUCCCAAAUCCAAAAGCUACCAGGUUAAAAAGGAAGAAAGAGUUCGAAACAGGCUUUGGUCCUCUCCGACGUUUUCUCCAAACAGUCUAGCGAGGGGACAAUCUGAGGACGCGGCCAGCACGGCUGCGCUUGCUUCUCCCACCUCGUUCAAUUUGGAUACGCUGCUGACUCCUACUUUUGACGUUCUAAGGAACAGCAUGUUUUCUGCGGGGAAAGGGGUGGCGGAGAAGGCCAGUCGGUGGUACUCCAAGUUUGCGACAUAUGCAGGAUCGUCAAAGGAUCAAAACUCAGACCGAGCAAGCGUUUCAUCCCUUGGGGCCCUUGAUUCAGAAUCUACCUCUCUGACCGAUGAAGACGGCUGCAAUGAUUCUGAAAGCGCUUCGUCCCCUCAAGAAAACGUCUCCUCUGUGUUGAAGGGUAUCGGCCUAAGUAGGGCAAGUCUUGAAAGCUCAGCUUCCCAUAACGGCUCGUCGAACCGAUUCUUGCAUGGCUCUCUUUCGAAGUUCCUUUUGCCCGACAAAUCAGACCUGUGGUCGUCGUGCAGCACGAGCAGCACAAGCGUCUUCCAGAACUACGCCAUGGAGGUCCUCAUUUCAAGCUGCUCCCGCUGUCGAACCUGCGACUGUCUGGUCCACGAUGAGGAGAUCAUGGCAGGCUGGACGGCGGAUGAUUCCAACCUGAACACUACAUGCCCCUUCUGUGGAAAUCUAUUCCUGCCUUUCCUGAACAUUGAAAUCAGAGACCUCCGUGGGCCUGGAAGAUAUUUCCUGAAGUCCAGUCCGUCUUCAGAGAACAUGCAGCUUCUUACCCAGACUGCAAAAUCCUGCCUCUCUGAUCCCUCUUCAGGAUGUACUACAUGUCUGAUAUCUGCGCAGGAUGACUUGCAUUCGAGCAGCAGCUCCAGACGGCCUGUCGCGCCCUGCGCCAAGAGCAUCCAGAUCCCUUCUGGAAGAAGACAAGGAGCCGCUCGGAGCGAGCACAUCACUCACCCCUUGUCGAGGAGCAUUAGUGUCUAUGGUCCCCUGGAGGCAGAGGCAAAAGGGGGCUGCAAGCACAGCCACGUCGUUCCCACCGGAAGUCUGCCGACCACAUUGCAGGGCACGGCCGACUCUUUGGAGCUGGAGUGGCGGCUCCCAAGCCCAGAGCCCAUCACUGUCCCUUACCUGAGUCCCCUUGUCGUAUGGAAGGAACUUGAAAGUUUGCUGGAAAACGAAGGGGAUCACGCAGUCACCGUGGCAGACUUCGUAGACCACCACCCCAUUGUGUUCUGGAAUCUUGUGUGGUAUUUCAGACGCCUGGACUUACCCAGUAAUUUACCGGGAUUAAUACUGUCCUCUGAACAUUGCAAUAAAAAUUCAAAGAUUCCCCGAAGUUGUAUUGCAGAGGACAGCAAAUACGUUCUCAUUCAGGUGUUGUGGGACAACAUGAAGUUGCACAAAGAUCCAGGCCAGCCUCUUUAUAUUCUGUGGAAUGCACAGACUCAGAAUUAUCCCGUGGUUCGCUUACUGCAGAAUGAUAACAGUUUGUUUAACCAGGAGCUUUUAAGAAGCAUGGUCAAGAGCAUUAAGGUGAACGAUGUUUACGGCCCAAUGAGUCAGAUCUUGGACAGACAGAAAAGGUGCCCACAGAUGAAAAGACAAAGGAGUCUGUAUAGAGAAAUAUUAUUUCUGUCUCUUGUGGCACUUGGAAGAGAGAACAUUGAUAUAGAGGCUUUCGACAGAGAGUAUAAAAUGGCGUACGAUCGUCUCACAGCGAAUCAGAUCAAAGACACCCACAACUGCGACAGGCCUCCGAGUAUGGGAGUGAUGGAAUGUCGGAAGAUUUUUGGGGAGCCGUACCUCUAAAACGGAAAGUUGGCUGCAGGGUUCACGUUUUCAAAAUUACUUCUCCCAGACUCUUCACUUUCUCCAUUUAAAAAGGCCACCCUCUUUUUCUUUUCCCUUCUUGAGAUAUUUGGGAUUUUUGGAUUGCGGGGAGGGCAGAAAGUUACUGGAAUGAGUGGUGUAUAACAAGCAAAAGAUGACUUUGAUUUUUGUCUACGAACCGCUUAGUGGAGAAAACUGAAAUGGACCAAAACCAUGCACUAGAGUUGGCAUGGAUGAAAUAAGCUUUGCAAAACUGUUUACAUUUUGAGGUCAGAGUGUUACCAUGCGCAAACCAGAGUUGUAUAAUAGCAUAUUUUAAAUUAUUUAUAGUUCGUAUUUUUUUAACUUUUAAAAGCUGUUAUAUUGAAUUAAGUGAUCCUGUUGCAAAAGCAAUACUUUUCUCCUCCCUUGGAAUAUUGUUGUUUAUAACAACUGAUCUUUUUGACAGAAAGCCCUUCUUUUUUUUAAAAAAAAGUAGUAUAGAAAUUUCAGUACAGUUCUAGGUGACAAUUGGGUUGUAUGUGUGUACUAACCACAAAAAACAAACAAAUCGUGAACUUAAAACUGCAAAUUUUAGCUGACAGGUCUUGCAAACUUGUAUGAAGCUUUAAUGAUUGUUUGGCACUCUACUGUAAGGAGUCUCAAAGCGGUUUACAAUCACCUUCCCUUCCCCUUUACCCCUACAACAGACACCUUGUAAGGUAGGUGUGACUGAGAACAUUCUGAGAAAACUAUGACUAGG